Solea solea (common sole) is the source of this 6471-nucleotide messenger RNA. It is a transcript of the gene scai, whose product is annotated as suppressor of cancer cell invasion. Gene Ontology annotation, cellular component: nucleus. The record is from RefSeq and is a predicted model, not a curated record. The transcript is spliced from 17 exons. Gene Ontology annotation, biological process: DNA-templated transcription. NCBI's taxonomy places the organism in Eukaryota, Metazoa, Chordata, Actinopteri, Pleuronectiformes, Soleidae. Gene Ontology annotation, molecular function: transcription corepressor activity. The coding region runs from base 112 to 1809 and encodes 565 amino acids.
CAAGGAAGUCAUGCUUCACUGACGGGGCUUGUCGAGGCUUUUGCACGGGUUUGUGAGCGGCAUCUCCGUGGUGCUCCUGUUCAUCGACGCCAGGUGUGAGACGUCAGUGUCAUGACUGGAGCUGAGACUGAGGAUGAUAUUCCAUCAGGUGAAAGGAAGACUGUCACAGAUUUCUGCUACCUCCUUGACAAGUCCAAACAACUCUUCAAUGGACUAAGAGACCUUCCUCAGUAUGGACACAAGCAGUGGCAAUCUUAUUUUGGGCGGACGUUUGAUGUCUACACCAAACUGUGGAAAUUCCAGCAGCAGCACAGGCAGGUUUUGGACAGUCGGUAUGGCUUGAAGAGAUGGCAGAUUGGUGAAGUUGCAUCCAAAAUUGGGCAGCUUUACUACCAUUAUUACCUUCGUACGUCAGAAACAAGUUACCUGAAUGAGGCCUUUUCAUUCUACUCUGCAAUUCGUCAACGAUCUUACUAUUUUCAGGUCAAUAAAGAAGACAGGCCAGAGUUAGUGGUGAAGAAGCUCCGAUAUUAUGCUCGCUACAUAGUUGUCUGUUUACUGCUGAACAAGAUGGACCUUGUCAAGGUUUUGGUGAAGGAAUUAUCUGAGGAAAUUGAAGAUUAUACACAGCGAUUCAAAACAGAGGAUCAAUUGGAGUGGAACCUGGUUUUACAAGAAGUGGCAGCUUUUGUGGAGGCUGAUCCAGUGGUUGUACUGAACGACACCAAUUCUGUUGUCGUCAUCAGCAGCCGGCUUCAGGAAGGAAGUGUGCCUCCACUGGAACAAGGCAUGGUGGUCGGACAGCUCGUCCUUGCAGAUGCACUAAUCAUAGGCAACUGUAACAAUCAGGUGAAGUUCAGUGAACUAACCAUCGAUAUGUUCCGUAUGCUUCAAGCUUUGGAAAGAGAACCUGUAAACCUGGCGACACAGAACCCCAAACAAGGAAUGUUAGAACCCAAUGAGAAGCCGGCGAAACGGGAAAAUCCUCACAAGUAUUUGCUGUAUAAACCAACGUUCAGCCAGCUUUUUGCUUUCCUGUCUGCCUCUUUUAAGGAAUUGCCUGCCAACAGUGUUCUGCUUGUUUACCUAUCAGCUACUGGUGUCUUCCCCAUUGGGAAUUCAAAUUAUGAAGGACCGUAUGAUUUUGGAGGAGUUCUCACGAAUACGAAUCGUGAUGUGGUGAAUGGAGAGACAGUGCAGAAGAAAAAUCAGACCCAGAAAGAAAUGCAUUGCCUUCAUCCAGGGGAUUUAUUCCCUUUCACCAGGAAGCCACUUUUCAUUGUUGUGGAUUCUUCAAACAGCACAGCCUAUAAGAAUUUCACAAACCUUUUUGGCCAGCCUCUUGUGUGCCUGCUAUCACCUACAGUAUAUCCCAAAAGUCUGCAAGAUCAGUCGCUGCGCGGCAGUCUGUUCACUCUGUUCCUCUACAGCCCACUCUUGGCCUUUUCCACUAUUUGUGGUUUAAACAGUGUGCAGCGAGGACUCUGGGACAAGGCUCAAGAGUUUCUUAGUAAAGUCUACCAUGACAUCGGGCAGAUGAUCACCAGAUCACGAACCAUAGAUCAAGCCUUUCUGCAAUUCUUUGGUGACGAGUUCCUCCGACUGCUGUUGAUCCGCUUUGUGUUCUGCUCGGCUGCAUUGAGACUGCAUAAACUGUUCCGGGAAUCCCAGAGCUUCCCAGAGUCGUACCCUGAGCUGCCCAAACAGGACACGGUGGAGAGCAGCGUCCUUCAGAAGCAUAUUUUGGAGCUGGCAUCCAUGUUAGAGGUGCAGAGCCUUUUUCGGGACGAUUCACUGGAGGCUGACUAACAUCUUUGCAAAGGACUAAAUGGUAUAGUGUGUAUGUACAUAAUGGACUCAACUGCCAGAGCCUGCAAAGGCUUCUUCUUUCUUUUUUUUUUAGGUGAUGAAAUACUUUAAAAAAUGAUAGGUUCAUGCCCAGUUUAAAUGUUAACUUGUGUGAUCAAAUGCAAAUGAUAUCAAAUUUGAUUUGCAAUCUGCAUUUCAGAGAAAGAAGGCAAGGUUUUGUGCAAAUGUUGAGCCCUGGUAGCUUGUUUCAUAGCUGUAUAUAUUAUUCAAAAGAAAAGAAACCCUCUUCCUUCAAAUGCAGGGCUUAAAAUCCUUUAUUUUUCAUGUCAGAAAAUUGAAGAUGAAAUUGUUGUUGUUUCUGUUUUUUAUCAAUAUUUCUCAAUGUUUUAUCAAUGUGAAUGUGAAAGUUGUGUCUGCCUAACGAUAGAUCAUGGGGAUGCUUUCGGUGGCUUUCAGAUAGGACUUAAAACAGUAAGUAAAACACUUCUACGACACUCGAUAUUCUAAGAUACUAGAACGUUAAUCACACUUUGUCUAUUAUUUAACCAAUAAUAACUAUUAUUAUUUGUAAUCAUUGUCCAGUAGACGCAUCUCAGACUUCAACCAAUCAGCAUCACAUAGUGUUUCACAGUACUACCUCUCCUCUGUUCAAAGUCAUCAAAUGCUUGCUUUUGAUGACUUUGACACCUGUCGAGCAAAAAGAUGUUCUUUGAAAUAAAUGAAUAGACACAUUUAGCAGGAGAUAACCAACUCCCUUUAUAUCAUUCAUUAGCAAUCCAUUCUUUCAGCAAUUCAUAUUGUUUCCACAUCCCUGAGCUGUAAAAUGCAUGCAAGAAAAAAGAAAAGUCCCUUUUGCCCUGUAUCCUUACAUUUAUAUACAAAACCCCCUUAUUUUAGUGUUUUCACUGACAAACCUAGUUGUAUUUAAACAAUAAUAUGUGACGCCAGCAACACUCAAAAAACAUUCAAACACUUAAAAAAAAACAAAGACUUGGCUCAUGGCUUACUGUUCUGUGCCAGAAUUAAAGGUCAAUUCAAAGACUAUGUUUCUCAGGGCAAGAUCACACAAAUUGGAAGUCUUUCACCAUCUACAUGACAUAAUACUGUGGGAAGAUUUACUGAGGUGGUGGAAAAUCUUGGUACAUAAAGGCCAACAGUGGAAAGUGAUGUUAAACGUGAAGCGUGAAAGCUUCUGUGUCCACCAGCAGGACAACACCAGGUCUCGUUCUGGCCUGUCUGCAGACCUCAUUAAAUGUCUCCAAUUAAAAAUGUAUCUUGCAUUAGCCAGACGUGAAUCAGACGAUGGUGACCGUGCACUGUUGAGCAGCUGAGGUCUUGUAUACAAGCAUGAAUUGGCAAACAGUCCACUUGCAAAAGUAUAAGAAUCAGUUUCUUCAGGACCCAAAAUGGUUAAGAAGUUUGACUAACCCUUAAGAGUUCCUAGGGACAUUUUCCAGAGGAUAUUCAUUUUUGCUAAACUUUAGAACUGUCAUCUCAGUUUCUUGAAUUGGAUGCAAGAACUUCCUAUUGUUCCUAGCGGUAGAACACGCUACCUUCCCAGAAACAGCUGUAAAAACAAUAUAUACUAAUAUUUUUCAAUCUCUUAAAGCCACUUCAUCCUGAAUUAUAGAUAUCAAAUAUUAAUAAUAUUAUUUUACAGUUUGUUUUCACAAUUCCACUGUUUUUCUAUCUGAAAAAACAAAAAAACUACAAUAAUUUCCGUUGGGAACAAAUUAGACAGUUCAAAAAACAACAACAAUGCAUCAAAAUCAAUGUUUCUGCCAAUCUUUGACCCAUCCCAGGGCCUAGUAAUUAUUUUUAUCAAAUUCUCCUUGAAAUGUAUUUUAUGUAAAUUCUUUUUUUCCCGAUUGCCGAGUUGUGAAAACAUAAUGGCCUUUAAAGGGUUAAAAUUUCAAAAACAUUAAAAUUUGAUUUAUAUAUUUCAGGCUGAAGUAGCUUGAAAAGAUUGUCUAAUUUAAAGUGGAAAAAAAUAUUAAUAUAUAAUGUUUUUAUAGCAGUUUUUGGGAAGGUGGCAUUUUCUGCCUCUAGGAACAAAUUAGGAAGUUUUUUAAAGGAACUCUUAAAAGUUAAAAGAAUGGAUUUAGAGACCCACUGGGAAACAAGUUUUGAGUUUGUUGCAGGCAUCAGUUUUAGAAGUUUGUUUAUGUUUAGCAAAUCAUUUACAUUUACACUUUUGGACAGACACUUUUAACCAAAGCAGCCUACACGUUAUCAACAUAUUAGGGUUACAAUGUAAUAAGCACAAUGAGAGGAUCAUCAGGGGGAUAAAAAGAAGUGCUAGGCAAGUUCCAGAAGGAAAGUGCAGAAGCCUAAAGAGUAACAUUCAAGAAUGUGGGUGCAGGACUGUGGGAGGAAGCUAGAGAAUUCUUCGUUUGGCUCGAAACUUGAUAUGUGAGACCAAGGCCCUGCCCUGAACACGUCUGUGAUAUAAUCUACAACAUAACAAUCGCUAACACAAGUAAAUGUAAAAUGAACUAUCCACAACACUUCAAUAUCUUACCUUACUUUGCUUCUACAACCAAUAUUUCAGCACUGACUCAAUUCAAAUACACAGCCUCUGGUUUUGUUUGAAGGGUUUGAGCAGGAAGCACCUAGUGUUGGAUGAGGAGGUUUUUUUUACUCCUCGCCCUAGGGCUGACCAUUAGGGCUGAUGCUUCAUUUAACAAUACUAGGAUGUGCUAUACAGCUGCUCACAUCAGGGAUUUGAUGCAACAAGGUGAGUCGCUGAGUUUGCCCUCUGAACGGCUGCCCCAAUAGUUUAGUUUCUGUCAGCGCGUUGUGGCUCUGCUGCUUUUAUACUGUACAUGCAUCACCAGCCAGCAAGUUCAUAUACACAUUGACACAAUCAGUGCACAAAAGUCAUGAGUAGAACGGACAGAUUGCAGUGAAGUGUGUGAAAAGGGGUAAAGGCAGCGGUAAAUACGUAUAUGUCCAGAUACGUAAAUAUGAAUGUUUUGAACUCCUGGUCACCCUUUCACUUCAAUUCAGUUCAAUUCAAUUUUAUUUAUAAAGCGCUGAAUCACAACGUACAUUAUCUCAAGUCUCUGUACAUGGACAACAUUAUCGAGAGCAGAGAAACAAUGAGCAAACACCUAGGCGUCAAUGGAGAAGAAAUCUCUAAUAGAACCAGACUCAAAGAUGUGCAGCAUCUGCCUAGACCGGUUGGGGUGAAAGGAAAAAAUGGGGGACAGAGGAGAGGAAGGGGAGAGAGAAAGGACAAGAGGGAGGUGAGGUAGAGACAGAAGCAGAUAUAUGACAGUUGUAUCAAGUUAUAAGUGUAGACGGGACCACGACUUUCAAUGCGGACUUUUCCCCUCCCUUAUUUAUGUAUUUAUUGAUUUAUUUAUUUGCAUGUGUGCAUGUAUCUAGUCGUGUGUAUAUAUGUACAUAUGUGUUCAUAAUAUAAAUAAGCUGAUGUAGACAUUUUAACAUUUGAAUGUGCGUGUAUCCAUAUGUGUGUGUACACAUGUAUAAGUGUGUGUGAAAGUCUGAAGUGUGUCACUUCAUGUCUCAGCUGCUUGUUUUUGUUUGUUUUUUUCCACACAAAAUAACUGGUAAUAAGGAAUAAGGUCUUUAAGAUAUGACGGGGCCUGAUCACUGAGUGCUUUAUAUGUGAGGAGGAGGAUUUUGAAUUUAAAUGUAUAAAUCUAAAUUUGACAGGGAGCCAGUGUAGAGAGCUGUGAUCUCGUUCCCCGGUUCCCUGGUCAGUACCCGUGCUGCUGCGUUCUGAAACUAACGUCCCAAUAAUCACGAGUUGCACAGUAAUCUAGUCUGGAACAGGCUCUUCAGCAUCCUUUAAUGAUGGGAUGUUUCUGAUUUUUGUUAUGUUGCACAGGUGGAAGAAGGCUCGUAUGUGUGAGUCCAAUGACAAAUCUGGACUCAUUAACAGCUCCAAGGUUCUUUACAGUAGAACUGGAGUCCGUGGUAAAACCACGUGUUCAGAGCCGAGGACCAGUUUCAGUUUUGUCUGCGUUGUCUGGCAUUUAGUGUUUCUUAUAUGAACUAAUGUAAAGCUUGUACACACGUUACAACGUUUACUCAGUGUUGUGUAAAUAAAUCUUAUCUGUGUGUUUCUAACUUGUGAAGUUGAAAACGAGUCGCUGCAAACGUUAUUCUUUGGCCAUUGUCUUAAGGCGUAACAUUCCAUUUUCCAAGCACUAGAUAAGCUGUCGAGACAAACAGCCACUGUUUUUUUUCAUUGUACAUUUAUUUUCUUAUUUUUGGAAUAAGAACUUCCACGUUUCCUGUACGUUGAUAGUUAUGUUAUUAAAAAUGACGUAGACUUGGAUUUUAGUGAAGUUCAAUAUUGUAAUGAUCGUGUUUUGUUGUGUUUAAUGGAACGAGACAGAUUGUGUUCCACCAGCCCUCUGCACUGGUGAAUGUGGUUUUUACAGAGCAAAGUUUGUCCUGCAGAAAAUGUCCACAUCUGUCACCGCUGUCCCUUUUAACAGCUCCUGUGUCAAAGGUGUCAAAUAUGUUGGAAUGAUGUGAAAUGUCAUGAAAAGGCAGCAAUAAUUUAAUUUAAUUGUUAAUUUACAUGUGUGAAAGGCUUUGAAACAAUCUGGACUCAAAUGUCACUCAUUCUUCAAAGAACAACUGUGAAAUAUUUGAUAUAUUUGGACGUCGUCUGAGACAGAAGAA